GAGGCGGGCAGAAAGCUCGUGGCUGCUGCGCGGGACGGCAAGCUAAAAGAUUGUAAAGAGUUGAUGAAACUUUUGCCUUCCUUAGAUUUCUCAGAGCCUCCUUACUGGCGGACGGCGCUGUGGCACGCGUCGAGCCGCGGCCACGAGGCAGUGGCGCGGCUGCUGCUGGACAAAGGGGCCAGUCUUAACCAGCAAGACGUGUUGGGUUUUGCUGCGCUGCACGAAGCAGCCGUGCACGGCCAACUGCAAAUCGUGCAGCUCCUCAUUGAGAGGGGCGCCAGCGUCGACCUCCCAAACAACGCGGGAGACACUCCCUUGUUUUUGGCAGUUUACGCUAGGCGCACAGAGGCAAGGGCUAUUGUCGCUUUGCUGCUAAGCAAGGGGGCCCAAACAAACCGGGUCAACAAUGGCUUGAGAUGCGUGCAUGCGCAGGCGGGGCUAAGCUGCUACCACUUAGCAGCAGCAGCAGCAAGGCCCCAACUUGCUGCCUUUUUGCUUUAUAGGGGCUCUUACUUAAACAGAUUUAGCUGCCAGGAGCAGCAGGAGCAGCAGCAGCUGCUGCAGCGGCUAAGAAACGAAAGCAGCGGCAACGCCGAGGAAGGCAUUACGGAAGCGAAGCGCAGCAGCAGCAGCGGCAGCCGCAGCAGCCGCAGCAGCGGCAGCAGCAGCAGCAGGGAAGCUGAAUCAAAAACUGAGGAAGAGCAGCAGAAUGAAACAAAAGAUGAAACAUCUGGUGAAACUGAAGGAAGUUCCUUCGACUUUGGAGGAACUUCUUUAUUUGCCCUGCGGAGGCCACAAAGAUCAGAGGAGCUGAAAAAGGGGAGCUCCGGUGCAGCACCCGCUAGAAGAACUAGAGCUGCCCCGACGGCCAGCAGUAGCGUGCCGUUCAGCAGAUCCGGAGGCCCCGACGUGGCUGCUACAGAAAUUACGUAUUGGGUGUUGGCUGAGGAGGGCCGGGCAGCAGAGUUUUCUGCAGAAGAUGAGGCGAGGCCCCGGGAGGCGGCUGGGGGGCUGCAGGCCACGCCUAUUGGACCAGUGGUCCACGCGCGGGUCCACCGAGGCAGCGCAGAGGCGCUGUCGCUGGCGCAGCUGGCGCAGCAGCGGCAGCAGCUGCUGUCGAAGCCGACUUUGUUCAAAGUGCAGUUCGUGGAGGCGGCGGAGAAGGAAGAACUCCGGGUGUGCAGGCAGCUGCUGCCCUUCGACUUGGGCGAAGAAACUUUUCUCAGUUCCUUCGAACCCAUAUGGGGGCUGCGAGUAGUGCUGGCGCUGCUGCUGGAGGCUGAAAACAGAAAAGCGUUUUACGGCGAAGUGCCCGCUGGGCCUUUGCUGAGCCUCCGCGCGCGCUGCUGCCUGUACAGGAGACAUUCCCUGGGCAUGCCUCUUAGCUUUUACAGCCUCGACGCCUUUCUUGAGCAGUGGGCCAAGGGUACUCGAGAGCUGCACUUCAGGUCUCACCGGCUAGGGGCUCUCAACGCAGAACUUAAUGAUCUCAUUGACUUCGAUUUCAGGUCCAAAUUGCCUGCCGUCGCGCUAUUCCUCGAGAAGCCCCAGGCGACCGCAGGCGCCUCUACAGGGGGCCCCCCAUAG
This is a messenger RNA of Eimeria necatrix, 1587 nucleotides long. Its product is annotated as ankyrin repeat-containing protein, putative. NCBI's taxonomy places the organism in Eukaryota, Apicomplexa, Conoidasida, Eucoccidiorida, Eimeriidae. The transcript is spliced from 9 exons. Gene Ontology annotation, molecular function: protein binding. The record is from RefSeq and is a predicted model, not a curated record. The annotation marks the transcript as partial.